AUGAUAGUACGAUCAUCGUUUUUUAAAUUACUUGUGACUGGUACUCUCAUCUUCGGUGUGGCUGUCAUUGUACUCAAUCUUAUUUCCUAUGGUCGAAACAUCAAUGACUUCGAAUUCGUUGAUGAUGACAAUGCUUAUGUCAUACCGAAUCGAGAUGGAGAUACAUUUAUCCGCAUUAAAGCAGAUGUGAAGUCUAAUAGUAAACCAAGUAUUUUACAUGAAGAGGAUGGCAAACCUGAUGUACCGGAAGUACGAAUUCGAACUUAUUUGGUUGUAAUGAGCCAUGGACAGGAUCAUAAUGUGCUUGUCCGCGAAGCAGGUGAUGGUAGUUUUAAUAUUCUUCUCCUUCACGGUCAAUCAUUUUCUUCGAAAAACUGGGAAAAAAUUGGUACGUUGCAAUAUCUAGCAAGUUGGGGUUAUCGAGCGUUUGCUAUUGAUUUACCUGGUUAUGGUAACAGUUCAUUACCCGUUGUCCAAGAAACAGCAGCUGCUCAUUGGUUAACACGACUGAUACACGUACUUCGCCUUUCAGAUUUUGUCAUCAUAAGUCCAUCUAUGAGCGGUCGAUUUUCUCUACCAUAUGUUUUACAAUCUCAUCCUAAACGACACACUUUUCGGGGUUUCAUACCCAUAUCACCUGUCGGAACACAAAAUUUCAAAUCCAGCGAAUACAAAGACUUAACUGUUCCAACUCUAAUCGUACAUGGUGAACAUGAUAACAGAUUCCGAUCUGCGAUUGAAAAACUCAAAGAAAUACCGUCGAGUGAAGUAUUAACAAUUAAAAAUGCUUCACAUGCGUGUUAUAUAGACCAACCAUUAGAAUUUCAUAAUGCUCUUCGACAGUUUCUCUAUUCAGUUUAUCGUCCCAUCUACAUCGAACAAUACAAAAAGCGUUUUGCAUCUUCACCAUCAGCAAACGAACCGAAUAACACCAACAAAAUCACUGAGAAUGGAAAGAACAAAUUCAGUAAACGUCAUUCAGUAUCGGAUGGAAAAGUUUCACACUCAUCUUACAAAGCAUAG
Messenger RNA from Adineta ricciae, 1023 nucleotides. Lineage: Eukaryota; Metazoa; Rotifera; Eurotatoria; Adinetida; Adinetidae. The record is from the annotation of a GenBank genome assembly.